Chaetomium strumarium is the source of this 618-nucleotide messenger RNA. RefSeq lists its product as uncharacterized. The transcript has 5 exons. The record is from RefSeq and is a predicted model, not a curated record. The coding region runs from base 1 to 618 and encodes 205 amino acids. Lineage: Eukaryota; Fungi; Ascomycota; Sordariomycetes; Sordariales; Chaetomiaceae.
AUGGGGUCACGGCACCGGCUCGCCGUUCCGAGUCGUGCAAGUCAACUUCGCAGGGCCAUCAGCAGCAGAGACACCGAGCCUGAUCAGGCUGUCCUAUUUUCAUCGUCAAAUCGCCAGGGGAUGGGCAAUCACGGACAUUCGUCACUGGAGGCAUCGGCAUCUCUGGGCUACGGUGGAGGAGGGCGAGGCGGGACUCAGCUCCAGGACUUUGGCAGUCGAUGGGCCAAUGGCAAAGAUCUUCUCUGGGUCCUCGAUGCUGCUAAAGAUAUCCUGCGGCUGAAAAGCCGGAUUCUGCAUAACGCCUCGAUCUGGACGCAUUACCAAAGACCCACCUCGGAAGGCUUCACGAAUCGCGAUAUGGCGGACAGAUGCAGUGGCGAAAUCGAUGGCUUCCGGUCCAAUGUGGCGCACCGGGCGCUGGCACGGCAAGCCUGGCGGCGGCGUGGCGCGACCGUUGAAGAUCUGAUCACGGCUAUUGCUGUGCGUUUUAGCGCCAUCGCGUCUGAUGAAACAACCAGGGCAAAGCUCUUCUCUCACUUGAACGCCAAGACAAUUCUUGCACCAGUGACGCUCAAAAUCACCACCCAGCAGCAGAUCAGCGUGAGGGUUGAACAUUGA